Molecule: messenger RNA, 483 nt
Organism: Penicillium lagena
Lineage: Eukaryota; Fungi; Ascomycota; Eurotiomycetes; Eurotiales; Aspergillaceae
Exons: 1
Coding region: 1-483 (160 amino acids)
Source: RefSeq, a predicted model, not a curated record
AUGAAGCUGAACUCCAAGACCCUGGUGAUGCGGUACAAUGCGCAGCACGUAAUCCCCGCCAUUGCAAAGCGCUACCUCUCCUCUCCCUUCCAUCCGAUCCGGCCCAAGAUCGCGCACAUGUACGCCCACCGGGACCGGAACACGUUAUGGUGGCAGGUGUCCAUAGUACAGCUUCUGGAGUACAAGGGGGUGGUGCGCUCGUGGAGCCGCCGGCGAGCUCGCACUGCGUUCCGGAACGCACUGAGGAAGCAGGGGUUUGAUCCGGACGGCAAGCGGACGGCGGAGGGUCUGCUUCGUUAUGAGCAGGACCUGACGGGCUCGCUUGAUAUCCACCCUCGUCCGCAGAGCGUCUUGAGUAGCUUUGAGGAUGUUCAGCGAGAUGCCGAUUCUCUUCUCGAGAGGAUCUUGAGGCAGUGGGCGAGUGGCACGAAAAGCGCAAGUGGCAGGCAUGCGAGUGUCUCUUCAUCUUCAGACAAUCCAUGA